Messenger RNA from Epinephelus moara (kelp grouper), 7158 nucleotides. Its product is annotated as mucin-5AC. Bases 464 to 3745 code for a protein of 1093 amino acids. Gene Ontology annotation, biological process: negative regulation of nodal signaling pathway. The record is from RefSeq and is a predicted model, not a curated record. The transcript is spliced from 4 exons. Gene Ontology annotation, cellular component: cytoplasm. Lineage: Eukaryota; Metazoa; Chordata; Actinopteri; Perciformes; Serranidae.
GCUCCUCCUCUCCGCUGCCUGCUCCCACAUGUAACGUUAUCACCCUCCGUCUGUCUGUUGCAUUGUCUCAUUGGGGACGCAGCGUACAGGAGCACAGCACCAUGGUAACUCCACCGGACCGGGAAGCUCAUAAGUGACAUUUAAGAGAGAAAAAGGAUCGAGUCAACAGGAAAUGGAGACAUGGCUGGUUGAUGUUUCCUCGGUGUGCCGGUGGACUCAUUAAUUCAGUGCCAGUGCGCAGGGCCGCCUGAAGCUGUGGCUGCAUGGCACGUUAGAGAUGGUGAUUAUAUUUUCUUUAUCGCGUUAAUUCAAGCGGGUACUAUGCUGCUGUCGCUCGUCCGGACCUGUGUUGCUCUACCUGGAGCUGCACCUUAAGCCUGGUCGUUCCUCUCACCCGUUGCGCAGAGACUGAGCGGUGGUCAGCGGUGCGCCCCGGUUCCGCCUGCCCGGCACCCCGACGAGGAUGGCCGGCCGCCGCGGCUGCGUGAACUCGCUGUGGUCGGGCACCGAGCGCGUCCGCAUCGGAGAGCGCCUCAAAGCGACCCUCGCCGGGGUGAUGGAGCUGGAGCUGCUCAGGUGCAAACACCUGGAGAUGGUGGACGCCGUUCUGGAGGACCGAGCCGCUGAGGAGCCGCGGGCGGCGGAGGAGGAAGGGAGCGGGACCCCGGAGAGCGCCGCCUCGGAAGCGGAGCAUGGCUCUGCGACAUCCCGCAGGCAACAGGCUCCGUCUCCCUCAGACAUUGCGGUGUUGCCCUGUCAGAGCAGCCCAGAGGACUGUGGCAGUAAUUCAGGGGACGGGACGGUCCACUCCUCAUCUGGCAGGGGGAGUAACUCACGCUGGUCCACUCUGUCCUGGGACGCCCCCUCUGACCUGCUCUCUCCCCCAACACCAGACCCCAGUGGUAUGGUCCAUCUGGACAGUGACUCCCGACCUAGUUCAGGUUUCUAUUCAGUGAGCGGGAGCUCUCUGUCGGACUCCUGCUACUCUGUGUCCAGUGAUGCUGCUCAGGGAGGAUCGGCGCCACUGGCCAGACCUCUGAAGCUGUGGGAGCAGCUUCCUCUGUCGACUGACAACACUGACAUCCUGUGGUCAGAGGCUGCAGUGCAGCAGCAGCAGCAGCAGCAGCAGCAGCAGCCUGCACUGCAGAGCAGCCAGGAAGACGCUGAACCAACAGAAGAGACACCAGCUUCAGUCCAAAGUGACAUCGAAGCGACUGGUCUGAGCUUCCUGACAGACCUCUGCUCAGGACUUGGUGACUCCCUGAUUGCUUCCCUCCUCCAGCUUCUCGACGCCACCCCCUCUUCCUCCACUUCCACCUCCACCCUCCCUCAAAACCCCCAGCUGGACCCUCGCUACUGUACGGACCUGGUGUCCCGUCGGACCAAAGAGGUGUACCCCUUCCCCAGCCCCCUGCAUGCUGUCGCCCUCCAGAGCCCCCUCUUUACCUCCCAGAGCCAGGAGCAAUCAGCGUCUCCGAGCCCUGACGGUCUCCAACUAGAUGAACCACAAGAAUCCAACACUGAUCCAGCUCUGCCUCUCCACCCUCACCAGCCCCCUGCCCAAGCUUCUCUCACCCAGCUGGAGCAGUACAUCUCUCGACUGGCUCGCCAGUACCACAGUCGGGUAAACUCCUCCAUCUCCGAUCUCCCUUCAGCUGCCACCCCUGGUCAAGUCAGGCACAGAGGCCUUUGUACCCCUGGCAAAAGCCAUGGUUCCACCCAGUCCCUUUCUGCCUUCGAGAGCCGCAGUACACCCUCCACCCUGCCGGGGGGCAGCAUCACUCCCUGUAAGUCACUGCUGGGAAACUCUGCCAGAAUCAGCCUCAGCACCACCGGGAAAAAAGCCACUAGGAAUUCAAUCAACCUGGGUAACCUUCCUUCAGCAACCGGAGAGGACUUGAACAUAAACCUGCAUCUCAACCUCAACUUGAACCUGACUCCAGGUUUGAAUUCUAGCCAGGGACUGGCGGACAAUCCCAAAAAUGGCAGCUGUGGAGCUCUGAGGAGCGACUUCACUUCAGCUUCCACUGCUUCUGCUACAUCACUCUCCACCACUACACCCACCCCAGCACUUAGGGCUCGCCCUCGCAUUUCAACAUGUCCAAGCAGCCUGAGCCACCGCAGCUCCCUGGAGGUCACUUCAGCGUCUGGACCCAGUCCUGGAUUCGGGUCCUCUAACUUCUGUCGUUCAUUAGACUGGAGCAGUGGUGCUCCACCUGAGACUGGACCGUCAGCGUUUGGUACAAAUUCUGGAUCGGCUCCUGGGUCUCAGCGCAGUAGCUUGAUCCAAGAGUCCAGCUCCAGUCCCAAGCUAAGCGAAGAUUCCCCCAUGGUGGGGGAGAUCUCCCGCCUUUCCGGCCUCUCUCGGGCUGUUGUGGUGGGACUGAUGGAACAAGGUGUGGAGCUGGAUAUUGACUGCUUCCAAACAGAUACUGCAGGCGAGGUGAGGGGUCACAGUAAAACCCACCUGACACCCCAGAUAGAUCAGUCGCAUGACUAUACUAGACUGACCGACCUGAAUCCCCAGAGACCAAUACAGCUGUCUCUUAGCGUCACCCAUUCACCCCAGUCUCAGUCCAGCCUCACCCCUCCUCUCUCACACUCCAGCAGCCCCAUACACCCUUAUCAGUCCAUCCAUAUUGCCCCUUCUCACUACUCCUCACACUGCCAUUACCAGCAGACCCCUUCCCCAUCCGAUCUACCCUCUUCUACAGCCUCCUCCCCUGCCUCCCGCCCAACUGCCAGGGGUCGCUCCCCUCCCCGACCUCUCCAGCCAUCUCCUCUGGGUGCCACACCGCUUACUGUUUUCCGACGGGAUGCGCCCUUCCAGUGCUCCCUGCCUCGCACCAAUACAAGGAGCUCUCCUUUGGAGCACGGCGGCAUCCAACACAGGGGUGGAUCACUUCGGCAGAGUGGGGGAGGAAGUGGGGGUAGCGGUGGUUGGAAGAGGGCAGAGGGGGAGGGGCUUUAUAGAGGAAAGCACGCCUCCCACAAGUUGAUCCGGGCAGCCACAGUUAGCAGCUAUGCCAAGAGAGAGGACUAUAGCUCCGUCUGGGCUGAGGAGCAGGAGAGGGAGCAGUCAGCAGCCCAUAUGCCCAAGAAGAACUCCAACAAGCUCUGGAGGGGCUUUGAGGGACGCCUUUGGAGCAAAGAGUCCGAAAGCGAAAGGGAGGAGAUGGACAGAGCGGAGUAUGGCUACGGAUGGAGGAGGAACAGUGUUGGGAGCUGGAGGAGAGAGCAUCGAAGGAUGAAGGCUUCAACCAGCAGUAACGACAAGAGGCCGAAAGUAGAGAACUCCCCCAUCUUCUCAAAGAAGAGAGGGAAGGAAGACGGAGAGAGACGAAGUACGAGCCUCAGGCUUUCCAGAAGGGCUUUGUUCAGGAGCGAGUCUCAAGGCCUGCUGGUGCCUCGUAACCACGGCGAGGAGCCCACAAGGCGGGCACACUGGGUCUCCUCGUUAGAUGUGGGGCAAGGUGGCCUCAGCAAAGACGAAGGCCUCAGACUGCUGAGAGCAAAGGAGGAAGACAAACGCCUGUCCUCCACCGCCAGCCUCUUUAACCUCUCUCGCUCUCAGAGCCUGGAGGGCAGCUGCCACUCCCUCUCCCCUCUCUCCUCCCCUUCCUUCUCUCCAUCCCCUCCUCCGCGGGCACCCCUCCAGCGCUCUCGAUCACUGAGGGACUUGGGGAGGAGAGUUUUUGGCUCCAUGAGGUCCCUGAGUCUCAAACGGAAGCCAUCCAAGAAGUGAAGCUUGUACAAUAAAUAAAUGCAUCUUCCAUGUGUUACGUUCAAAACACCAGUGACGGUUGGUAUUAUAUUUCAUGUAAAGGGAAGUGCCAUCAUUUUAAUGCAAUACUUCCUCCCCCAAAUGACCAUGUAUGUAUCAAUUCCUCACCCAGUGUUACACUAAAUUUGUGAAGCUUUUCUUUUCACAUGCCUACAGUGAAUAAAGAAUCCAAAAACAUUUAACAACAGCACAACUAUAGAUGGGUUUCCAUCAAACUUUAACCCGAUUUUUUAAAAAAUCGGCAAAACAAAAUGCGAAUUUUUGCAGUUUUUCUAUCCACUACUAAAUACUGGAAGCUGGUUCGUUGAGGUUAGCAGAAGGUGGCACUAAUUGUCUGAUCAGGUGCCAUAAUACCACUGCAGAAGAAGAGUGCCAGUCCAACUUAAGACGAAAGAAAACAGUUGAUAUACUGUAUAUAUAAUAAAGGAGAGCACAUUGGACAAUGAAAAUAGAGUUUUGAACAGCUCAUAGUACAGCUAUGUGCUCCUGGAAGAGUUCUGGUAACUGUCCUGAGUACAUAAGGGUGUUAAAAGCCUCCAGAAAUAACAAGGACAGCUUGCAGUGGCCUAUGCCAUGAUAGUACGUCAUGAUUGUGCAUCAUCAUUUAUUCACUUGGUCUGUUGCCACUGCACUUAGUUGCCUUUUCCUUUUAUCGAUACACAAACUUUUCACCUCGUCCAAGCUUUUUGUGAGAUUUUUUAAAUAUUUGCUGUUUCCACUCAUGUUGCAAAUUUAAAAUGCGCAUAAAAAGAGGCGGAUGGAAACACACCUUAUAUCAAAACAUCUAUUUAUAAACUGUCACACACGUUGUGCAGUAUAAUCCAAGUGUCAUUUAUCCAGUCGUGUGCUCAGUACUCUCUAAACAGACAGCCCUUCCUGAUGGGGAACUGAACUGAGAGUGAAACAUGUCUGUACUCUACAAAGCCAGACUCCAUUGACAAAAACAGUGAUUUUACCUCACUAAACACAGGAGCUGCUGCCUCGAUCAGUUAGUUUGUGUUAUUUUGUGACUUUGGUGGUUUUUUUUCUUAAACUACCAUUUAAGGCGACAGUAGACCAGCAGCUCCUGUGGCAGUUUGUGAGAGGCCGUUUACACGUACACGGUGAUUUUGAUAAACGGAGACAUCUUCCUUCGUUUGUGCCCUUAGUUUACACGCAAACGGAGAUUUCUCCUCUGAAAACGAGUCUUUCUAAAAACUCCGGCCAGAGUGGAGAUUUUGGAAAACUCCGGUUGCGCGUUUGCAUGUAAACUGAGAUAAACGGAGAUAAACGGAGUUAUAGGCAGCCGACGUCACAGUAUGCGCCGGAACUUGCGCCUGUGUCAAAAGUGCGACCUAUGUUGCUAUGGUGACAAUGGAUACAUGGAAGGCUUGAGCUUCUUGUUACACUGCCACCUACAGGUUUGGCAUGCUCUUGUGUAUACUAUAUACACGGGUAAGUGUAAACGAAGAUCUUUUUGAAAACGGAGACGGUGAAAUGUCCGUUUAUGAAAAUAGCCGGCAAUGUGUAAACGGCCUCUUAGAGGCCUCCCGAUUGUUUUUUUGCUCACACUAAAGGUGCAGCAAGAUUAUCUAAUCACUUUCAGCUGUGUGACGAGGGUGUGUCCUAUUCAGAUCAGUGUGCCUCAGUAUGACUGCUGAUUUUGGAGAAGACUGAGGGCCCAAAUGUUAUCUGAAUAAAAGAGAAAUGCACAUGGAGCCAGAAACUUGUUUCCUUCUUUUAAAAUUACUGUUUUUGUCAAUGGAGUCUGGCUUUAAAGAGAGCACUGAUACAUUUCACUAUCACUCAAGUUACCCAUUGUUUGGAGGUCCUGAGCAUACGACUGGAUAAAUGAGACUUGGAUUAUAGUCCACGAGUUGUGUCAGAGUUUAUUAACAGAUGUUUUUAUAUAUAUGUUUUGCGGUUGUUAAACAUGGACCCCUAUAACUUUAAUUCAUCAAGAAUUUUCUCCUUUUUUGGAUUCUUCGUUCACCAGCGGCAAAGUUUUCUUCACGUAUUCAACGUAACACAGGGUGAGUACUUGAUACACAAAUAGACAUUUGGGGAAGUGAAGUAUUCCUUUAAAGCUUCUGAUUGAUCAGACAGAUACACUGGUUUAAUAAUACUGGCCAUAAGAUAUCUGCCAGUUCUUUCAUCCACUACUAAUACGAUGGAAGCUCCUCUCAGGCACAUAGUCUGUAAAACCUGCUAUUAAUUUUGCUCUUGGCUCACGUCAUUCAUCUUAGUAAUGUUUUUGUAAAUUUUUAAAGACAUAGACACUUUUUAUAGCCUCCCCAAAAAACUGCAAAAUGUCAGAAUUCUCCCAAACAGGUUCUGCAGUAUAAUCACAGUGCUUUGCAGCCAAUUGGUCUCACUGUCUCCCAAAGUCAUUCCUCACUGACAAUGUUUUCUUGCAAACUGUACACGGAGGUUGUCAUGAUACAGAAUUUAAACUUCAAUACAAUACUAUUAUAAAUAAGAUGCUCAAUAGUAUGGCAAAAAAUACAUUAAUUAAAUAUACACAGUGCUGGUACAGAAAAAAUAACUUAACACGUGACAUGUUCGCGUAGUUGCUGGAGAAAAUGCCGUGACAGCCACAGGUAGAGGACCAGAUGCUUUUCUUUCCUGUUGUUUCAUUUGUGCAGCCUUGCGUUGAAAAUCUGAUUGUAGAUCUGUUUUAAUUUUAUAGCUCUGAUGCUUUUGUUACUAUCAAAUAUAAUAAUCAACAAAUGGUAUUGUUUCAAACAUGUAUUGAAAAAGUCUCUAUGUAUCGAUACCUUCGACAACCUUAUCGUGCAUCCUACAAUAGCAGGCAACAGCACUGAAGGGUGCAGCGUGACCCACGGAGAAAUGUCAGUGAAGGAAACAUGGGUGACAACUUAAUUUAAGGGUGAAUCAUUCCUUUUGGAGGCUGCAAAGAACUACAAACCUUUUAAAAAAAACGUAGUGUGGGUUUCAGUGGAGUUUUUCAUGGUGUGAAUGCCGUUUUAAAGGAUUUAAUAUCUAAACAGAACACUAUUCUGGGCUGAGGAACAGCCCAAUAUAAAGAUAUUGAAUAUGAACUCAUGAUAUUGGCUCUGAGGAGAAUCCUCCUGUAACCAUGAGUAUGAAUGUGUAUGUGUACACUCCCCCCUCUGCAUGCUGCUCUGUGACUUGUUCAGUGAUUAUAGCUAUUGUGAGAAUGUGAUAUUCCUCUUUGUUUAUGGGCGACAGUGCCUCUGAAGUACAAUCACAUUGGCCAGAUAAUGACCAAAACCAAGCAAAUACUCUUUAACUUGAUAUUGUGCUCAGGAUUUUCAAAUAAAUAUUGAAUGAUUAAAAAAUAUUGAUGAGUUAUUUGAGACAAACUGUGGCUUCUCAUGGCUUAUGAUUAAUAAAAGGAACCUAUGACUCAA